AGAAAGUAUGACGAUUUAUAAUUUUCCAUCACAAAUUCAUGUUCUAGUAAUAACAAUAUUUAUUACAACUCUUUUAACUCCGAUAACAACCAACACAUCACCACAACCAUGGAAUAUCCUUUCCAACAACAACUUCGCCGGAAAACUCACCUCCGCACCCUCCUCCGUCGAAGCAGCUGCCAUCGAUUUUGGCCAAGUCACCAAAAUCUUACCCUCGGCCGUCUUAAACCCUUCCUCCGUCCAAGACAUCACUGAUCUCAUAAAACUUUCCUUCGACUCUCAACCCUCUUUUCCUAUAGCCGCUCGUGGCCACGGACACAGCCACCGUGGCCAAGCCACGGCUAAAGACGGAGUUGUGGUCAACAUGCGGUCAAUGGUAAACGGGCACCGAGGCAUAAAGGUGUCUAGGACCGGUUUAUAUGCUGACGUGGACAGUGGGUGGCUAUGGAUUGAGGUGUUGAACAAAACGUUGGAGUUGGGGUUAACGCCGGUUUCUUGGACGGACUAUUUGUAUUUAACGGUCGGUGGAACGUUAUCCAACGGCGGAAUAAGCGGACAAACGUCUCGGUACGGUCCACAGAUCAGUAAUGUUCUGGAGAUGGAUGUUAUUACUGGAAAAGGAGAGAUUACAACUUGUUCCAGCGACAUGAACUCAGAUCUUUUCUACGCCGCUUUAGGAGGUUUGGGUCAGUUCGGGAUUAUAACAAGAGCCAGAAUUAAACUUGGAUUAGCUCCAAAAAGGGCUAAAUGGUUAAGGUUUCUAUACACUGAUUUUUCUGAAUUCACAAGAGAUCAAGAACGAUUGAUAUCAGAAACGAACGGUUUAGAUUUCUUGGAAGGUUCCGUUAUGCUGGACCAUGGCCCACCGGAUAACUGGAGAUCCACUUAUUUUCCACCGUCCGACCACUCGAGGAUCGUCUCACUUGUCAAACGUCAUCGUGUCGUCUACUGUCUCGAAGUCGUCAAGUAUUACAACGAAACUUCUCAACACUCAGUCAACGAGGAAAUGGAGGAGUUAAGCGAGAGCUUGAACUAUGUAAGAGGGUUUAUGUACGAGAAAGAUGUGACGUAUAUAAAUUUCUUGAACCGGGUGGCUAGGUUUGAAUGCACAGCCACAAUAGACGACGUUCUCCAAGGAUCCCCUUGGUACUACAUUUCAUGUGGUGCUUGCAAUAGCAAGGCUGUUAAAGGGCCUACAUCCCUGUUCUGUAACAACAACAAGUGUGAGGAGAGACAAGUCCCAGGUGUUCCUCAGUACCUCACCAAGAUUUCGGUUUAUGAUAAGAGUGACCAAGCAACUUUCGUUGUACUUGGUGAUGCGGGCAAAAUGUUGGCAGGGAAACCUGCAUCUGAGUUAGUGGCAAGCUAUUUUGAGGCAAAUGAGGACGUCGGAUCGGAUGAUUGUGUCCCAGUCCCUCAGGCUUUACUUGAUGCCAUAGGGAAGACUUUCAAAUUCGUUGUCAAAAUUUCCGAACAUAAUUUGACUGGGAAGGUUCAGUCGAUAACUGUCACAAAGAUACUACCUACUGAUGAACCAGUUGCUGCUGAGGGCUUGGAGAAUGAGAGUACUGCAGAAGCGGAUGCUGAUGUUUUGAAUGCUGAACGUGGGGAACCUGAUGCUACUGGUGGCUUUGACGUCUCAGCAGGUGCUAAUGUCAGGAAAGCUUCUGAUGUUCUUCAAUCAGAGGCUCCAAAGCGUUCCAAGAGUGGCUAA
Eruca vesicaria subsp. sativa (arugula) is the source of this 1714-nucleotide messenger RNA. NCBI's taxonomy places the organism in Eukaryota, Viridiplantae, Streptophyta, Magnoliopsida, Brassicales, Brassicaceae. The record is from the annotation of a GenBank genome assembly.